GCAGUUAAAAACGUAGCAGCGGCAGCUGUUUCAACCUCAAUUAUGGAUUCACCUAUCUGACACCGAGCUGUGCAUUUAUUUUCUCAUAGUUGCUAUGUAUUGCGUGACUAUCUAUCAGAUCCAUAAUCACCGUCGGGGAAUGUCACAUAGCGACUAGAGACAGUGCAGUGUUGAGCGCAGUAGCCUGCCUGCCUACCUUAGAAGUAUAAUCUAGUUGCGCACUGGGCUAGGCUAUAUGCUGCGUCCGUCCGUACAUCCGUGUGCCUCUUUCCGUGAAUGGUACAUCGUUUAACGGCAUUAAUCGACCAUUGUUGGAUAACUUACUUAUGAAAGUCUCUUCGAGUUCAGUGGACAGAGCCAGCGGCUGUAUGGGAAAUGAAUGUGGCCGGGAAACAGCAACCUGAACUGUUAGAGCGACCAGCCAGCCUCUUGAUUCCAAUUUGGACAAAAGCUGGAAUUGCCCUGCUGUAUAAUAAGGAGACCAAUAAUACUUAUGAUGUCCGUCUGAAGCUGACAAAAGAGGUGUUCACCAUACAGAAGCUGGAUGUGGUUUGCACAAGAGGGGGUGACACAAAAUUAAAUCACAGAACUGUCGUUCUCCGAAGGCAGGCAGCUGGAGGUCUGGGUCUAAGCAUCAAAGGGGGUGCUGAGCAUAAAGUGCCUGUGGUCAUCUCAAAGAUGUUUAAAGAUCAAGUAGCAUACCAAACUGGGAAGCUAUUCGUUGGGGACGCUAUGUUACAGAUCAACGGCAUCAAUGUCGAAAAUUGUAGUCAUGAAGAAGUUGUUCAUCUCUUGCGGACUGCUGGGGAUGAAGUCACCAUCACUGUUCGGUAUCUCAGGGAAGUUCCGUCUUUUUUAAAGCUACCACUGGGCUCUCCUGUAUCACAGAGUGGUCAAAGUAGCAGAGUCUCUUCACCACUAUUUGACAGUGGUUUACAUUUAAAUGGGAAUUCUACCAACACAGCUCCAUCCUCGCCCUCCAAACCCUCGGCUAAUGAACCAAAGUACGAGAAGCGCUGGCUGGAUGCAGUGGACCUACCCUUGUUGAUGGGCCGAGUCUCCAGAUACAAAGCCGGAACGGAUAAAUUAAGGUCGAACAGCUUUGAGGUCUGCGCCUUAGAUGGAGCGAGCACCAAUAUUCUACAAUUUUGCACUGCAGCAGAAAGCACUGACUGGCUUCAAGCAAUAUCAAGCAAUAUCAGUGAUUUGACACUGGAGAAUAUGAAAAUGAUUAACAGAUAUUGCUCUCCGGAUGAUCAGAUCGUCCACAUGGGUUGGGUGUGUGAAAACCCACAAGCUAACGAUGCUGGUCCAUCAAGUACCUUCAAGUUCCUGGCAUUGAGAGGCCCUUCGCUGUUCAUCUUCAGGAGUCCUCCUGUUAGUGCAACAGACUGGGGACAAGCUGAAACCACGCAUAUCCUUUAUGAGGUUCUGUUAAAGGUUCACAAGCUAUGGAUGGCAGAGGACUGCUGGAUCCAGGCCAGGUUCUACCUUGGACUCCAGCAGGACGAGGAACUGCAGGACGGAGAGCCUUUCUGUUUCAGUGUCCUGGUCGGACACGGCCAGAGCCACACCUUCAGUGUGGAGACGACCUCUGACCUCGCUGUGUGGGAGAAGUCCUUCCAAAGAGCAGUCUUCAUGGAGGUGCAGAGAGUAGGGUCAAAGACCUACAUGUGCAGCAGCCAGGGUAAAGUACUGUGUUUCACCAUAGACUUUGAAUCAGGCUUCACUUGUUCCGAGAGCUCCUCGAAGAAUAUAUUAUGGAGAUACAAAUUCUCUCAACUGAAAGGCUCCUCUGAUGAUGGGAAAACAAGGGUGAAGCUCCUCUUCAGGAAUGCUGAAAACAAACAGAUAGAGAGGAAGGAGCUGGAGUUUGCCAAUCUGACGGCAGUCCUCCAUUGUAUUUCUUCUUUUAUGGCUUCCAAAGUGGCCUCUGUGGACCAGGUCUUUGUCAACAGUCAAAGCAACUCUGGAAAGUACCUGAGUUAGACACUUCUUGGUGUUGUCAUGUACAUUUUAGUCACAAAAGCUAAUCAACUAUUUUAUGCACAUUCAAAUUAUAUGUAUAUCUUGUUCCUGUUAUUUUUGUAAGGCUCUUAUUAAAUAAGAAAACUAUAUUUAAAAAAACACAUCUGACUUUGGAAGUAGAGGAUAUUUAUAUUUGCAUUAAUUGGAUGGUAUUGACAUAUGAAUAUGAUAAAGAUUAUUUCAUUUUGUCCAUGUAGAAAAACAUCUGUCACAACAAUGGUUUCUAUGUUUGUUUGUGUGUAUAGACACCGCACAGUUUUGAAUUCAUGUGUAGAUGCAAGUUAACUUUUUUUUCAUAUUUGCAAAGUAAAAGCAGAAUCGAUAGAUUUUAUACUGUACUAAUCAGCACACAUGCAAACAUUUUGGAAUUUGUAUUCUGCUGGGCUAUACGGUCUCUGGUUGUUCACUUAUCCCAUGACUUCAGCAUGACUACAGAUGGCGUGGCUGCAGCAUGAUUUGGGGAAAAGAGUGUCUGAAGUGUGUGUGUUGGAGGCCCACAAAUGCAGAUCUCGGGGCAGGCUUUCAUGACCCCAGAGGGUAUUUUUAGUUUGUAUUUCAGUGUAUACAGUCACUGCUAGUCACUGAUAGGCUUCUAUAACAAAGGGUUGUGUGGAAUGAUUUUAAAAAAAGACUGGGGAAGAAGAUGCAGGUUUAUUGUAGCAAUGGUGUCUUACUGUAACUAUCAGGUGACUAAAAUGUUAGUUUGUAAAGUUAAAUCAACAUUUUGUUUUACGUUCUGUAGUCCUUUACUUUGUAUGUAGCCAUGCACUUUGACAGUCAUUACAAAGCUUACGAAUAUAUAAAUGUUUAUAUUACCUCAUUUGUUUUCUUAUCUAUUACAAAUUAA
Coregonus clupeaformis (lake whitefish) is the source of this 2875-nucleotide messenger RNA. RefSeq names its product gamma-2-syntrophin. The record is from RefSeq and is a predicted model, not a curated record. The transcript has 17 exons. NCBI's taxonomy places the organism in Eukaryota, Metazoa, Chordata, Actinopteri, Salmoniformes, Salmonidae. Bases 376 to 1989 code for a protein of 537 amino acids. Gene Ontology annotation, cellular component: intracellular anatomical structure; dystrophin-associated glycoprotein complex. Gene Ontology annotation, molecular function: structural molecule activity; protein binding.